Molecule: messenger RNA, 2385 nt
Organism: Cornus florida
Lineage: Eukaryota; Viridiplantae; Streptophyta; Magnoliopsida; Cornales; Cornaceae
Product: phosphatidylinositol/phosphatidylcholine transfer protein SFH6-like
Exons: 15
Coding region: 339-2240 (633 amino acids)
Source: RefSeq, a predicted model, not a curated record
CUCUCUCCUCUCCUCUCCUCUCUCUCUCAUCGGCGCCCAAUUCGGCCGAUACAUAUAUUUAUAUAUAAUAAUUUAUUUUUCGAAUCGAAUUUUUGCCAAUACAUUCAUUCCACUGCGAUUCGUCUACCGUUGGUCGUCGAUCCGUUAAUAGCGCUCAAUAUUGCUUCAAUCUCGGUCUUUCAAUUUGUUACCGUUUUGAUCAAACGUCAAAUUGAUUCGAUACUGUAGAUUCUCGAGGAUUUUGUAGCGCACAAGUUCUGUAACGGUGAUGCUUGAUUGAUCAUCAAGAAUUUGAGAGGAGGAGUCUUGAUUUGGUGGAGAGUUGUCGAGACAGAGAGAUGUCGGGACCACUGGAUCGAUUCGCGAGGCCUUGCUUUGAGGGUUCCUCUGGUAAUGAUGAGAGAAGAGAAAGAAAAUCUGAUUUUGAAAACUCAGAGGAUGAAAGAAGGACAAGAAUUGGUUCACUGAAAAAGAAAGCAAUUAAUGCAUCUACCAAGUUCAAACACUCUCUCAAGAAGAAGAGCAGAAGAAAGAGUGAUGGUCGAGUUAGUUCUGUCUCAAUUGAGGAUAUUCGUGAUGCUGAAGAGCUACAGGCCGUUGAUGCAUUUCGACAAGUACUGGUAUUGGAUGAAUUGCUACCUGAAAAACAUGAUGACUAUCAUGUGAUGUUAAGAUUCUUGAAAGCAAGGAAGUUUGAUAUUGAAAAAGCAAAACAUAUGUGGGCUGAUAUGAUUCAAUGGAGGAAAGAUUUUGGUGCCGACACUAUUAUGGAGGAUUUUGAAUUUAAUGAGUUGAAUGAAGUUUGGAAGUAUUACCCCCAUGGUUAUCAUGGCAUUGACAAGGAGGGAAGACCAGUCUACAUAGAAAGAUUAGGAAAAGUUGAUCCUAACAAACUUAUGCAAGUUACAACAUUGGAUCGCUAUGUAAAAUACCAUGUCCGGGAGUUUGAGAAAAGCUUUGCAAUUAAGUUUCCAGCUUGUACCAUCGCCGCAAAGAGACACAUAGAUUCGAGCACGACAAUUCUAGAUGUCCAAGGCAUUGGUUAUAAAAAUUUUACCAAGACGGCACGGGACCUUAUUAAUAGGAUCAACAAGAUUGAUAGUGACAAUUACCCAGAAACACUCCACCAAAUGUUUAUCAUCAAUGCUGGUACUGGUUUUAGGACGGUGUGGAGUAUUGUAAAGGGUUUUCUAGAUCCCAGAACAACUUCCAAGAUACAUGUUCUUGGAAACAAGUACCAGAAUAAGUUGCUUGAAAUAAUUGAUGCCAGUGAGUUGCCAGAUUUCCUUGGGGGCAGCUGUACCUGUUCAGAUCAAGGGGGGUGCCUUCGUUCUGAUAAAGGGCCAUGGAAAAACCCAGAAAUAUUAAAGAUGGUUCGUAAUGGGGAUGCAAGGCGAGCCAGACAGGUUGUUAAAAUUCUUAACAGUGAGGGGAAGGUGGUUGCUUAUGCCAAGCCACACUAUCCAAUGAUGAAAAACAGUGAUACAUCCACUGCAGAAUCAGGAUCUGAAGCUGAAGAUAUUGCUUCCCCCAAAGCCAUGAGGAGUUAUUCACAUCUUCGGUUGACUCCUGUUCGUGAAGAGGCUAAGGUUAUUGGAAAGUUAAGCCAUGCUGCUAGCUUCUCAGGAUAUGACGAAUAUGUUCCUAUGGUUGACAAGGCUGUUGAUGCUGGAUGGAAGAGGCAAGCAUCCUUUCAAAAGCCUUACGCCUCCAAGGGUAAGCAGAUCUUGCUUCGCUGUGGGACAUUUCCUCUGCCUGAUACUCAGAAGGCACCAGAAGGGCUUCGUGCUCGGAUUUUGGCAGUGCUUAUGGCCUUCUUCAUGACCCUUUUCACGCUCUUCCAUUCAGUGGCAUGCCGUGUAACCAAGAAAUCUCCCGAGACGUCAUCUGUUCAUGACCAAAAUAUUCCUGAACUUCCCUUUGAUGUGCUGCCCAAGGAGGAUUUUCGGCCACCCUCACCAACUCCAUCAUUUACCGAGGCAGAAAUGCUCUCCUCUGUAAUGAAAAGACUGGGUGAACUUGAAGAAAAAGUCAAUAUACUUCAAGCAAGGCCAUCUGAGAUGCCUUGUGAAAAAGCGGAACUUCUGAAUGCCGCCGUUUGCCGUGUGGAUGCCCUUGAGGCAGAGUUAAUUGCGACUAAAAAGGCUCUGCAUGAGGCUUUGAUGAGGCAAGAGGAUCUUCUUGCUUACAUAGACAGGCAAGAACAAGCUAAAUUUCGGAAAAAGAAGUUUUGCUGGUAAGAUGUGUGCGGAUGUGUGAGGUUGAUUGUUGUCUUUGGCUGCUUGAGUGUCAUGUACGAAUUCUAUUACUCAUGCGAAAGAUUUGUUGUUUAUAAUGAUGUGACCAGACUUUCUAUCGAGAUCUAAUACAUGGACUAUUGAGAAA